Molecule: messenger RNA, 8065 nt
Organism: Schistocerca cancellata (South American locust)
Lineage: Eukaryota; Metazoa; Arthropoda; Insecta; Orthoptera; Acrididae
Product: nipped-B-like protein
Exons: 31
Coding region: 20-6115 (2031 amino acids)
Biological process (GO): establishment of mitotic sister chromatid cohesion; establishment of protein localization to chromatin; regulation of gene expression
Cellular component (GO): Scc2-Scc4 cohesin loading complex
Molecular function (GO): chromatin binding
Source: RefSeq, a predicted model, not a curated record
UAGUACGUUCUUGUUCAAGAUGAAUGGUGACAUACCAAGUGUCCCGAUAACCACACUGGCAGGCAUCGCAAGUCUCACUGACUUGUUGCCAGAGAUGCCUCUACCAUCACCCCUUCCACAGACUUUGAGCAACAAAUCAUUGCUGUUCCAUCCACGUGUGGCAGAGGAAGCGCAAAUACUCCUGAGUGUUAGAGACGAGGCUCUAGUACCACAACUAAUCCAGUCAUUGUCUCAGACUUCAUCAGAUCACAUAGAGCUGAAAGACCAUUAUGCAUGUUCAGAAACUCCACUUGACCAGCAACAAAAUAUUCCAGAGCUGCUGAGAGCAAUUCUUCAGAGGAAUCCGAAUGUUUUCAAGGGACCACGUGGUGGCAUUUCAAACACGGGAACAAAUGUCGCUGCAAAUGCAAAUGUGAAUACAAGUAAAAGUGGAAGUGGUAAUGUCGGUAUCCGUGCCAUUGCGAGUACCAGCACAAGUUCAGCUGUGACCACAAGCAUCGGGACUAAUGCAGCACUACCUCAAGCACUUUCAAGACGGAUGCCAGAUAGUGCACCUAUGUCAAGUAUACCGAGAACGCAGUCUACAAAUCUCUCAGGUUCUUCUCCUGCACAAGCAAGUGUAGCUCCCCCUGCCCCUGAAAAAGAUGAAUCAAGAUUACUUGGAGCAAAGGACAAGAAGGUGAACACACUAGCUCCUGCUCCUGCACCUGCUUCUGCUCCGUCAGAUACCAGACUGCCCGUAGUGCGACUAAAUAGGCUCUCAGAAGAGGACCAAGCUCUUAUGCAAAGAAGCUUAAGAGCAUUUGCAGAGAAGUCACCAACUCUUGCAAAGAAAUUAGGAGUCACUCCGAACAACAGACUUCGACAAAGAAACAUACAGCAUAUAGAGUCUGGAUCGGAAAGUGAUGAUGAGCCAAAAAAUAAAUCAAAAUAUUUCAAAGCAAGAGAGAAGGAAAGAGAAAUACAAAGGAGGAAAGAUAAAGAAGAAAGAAGGAAAGUUACUUCAUCAUAUGAUGAAGAUUAUUGUCCAGGUAAUGAGAAUUCAAAGAUUAAAGGCAGGAAACGCAACUGUGCAAACCAUAAAUCGGAAAAUGUCGACUCUAGUACAGUUAAUAAUUCUGAAGAGGUUCCAUUUACUCCAAAACCUAAACUGCGGAAGGUUGAGAGAAAGCUAGUGCCUGUGUUGGAAAAGUUGAGUGUUGAAGAGUUAAUGGAAACAAAUACCUACCAGAGAUUCAAUCGAUCAAUAGAACUGAUAUUUGAAAACACAGAAGAUCUAGAUUUAACCACAGAUUUUGAUACAGAGGCGGACACACCACCGGAAGUUCUUAUUCCUAAGUACCAGUUACAGGACCUGUGCAGUGAAGCAGCAAAGCUCAAGACUCUUGGGGCCAUGGAAUCGAUACCACCAGAACGUCUUGUUCGCAUGCUUACUAUUUUGGAAAAGAAUAUACGUGAUGGAACGAGAAUAUCACCACUUGCAGAUCCUGAUGAUGAUGAGGAUGAAAGCAAACUUUGGUUAGAGCUAACAAUGGAAAGUGUUAUGAGGGCUGUGGAUGCUUCACUAACUUCACUCAACAUACUUACGUCCCCAAAUAUGCCAAAGAGGAUAUAUUUAGAAGAUGUUAUUGACAGGAUAGUCUUGUUUACCAAAUAUCAGUUACAGAAUACUAUCUACCCAUCAUUUGAUCCUGUUUACAGAGUGGAGGGAAAGGCUAAAGAAAUUUAUGUUGGCAAUGCCAGGAAGAAACGUGCACAUGCAAAAGAAGUUCGUGAGAAAAGCAUUUUGACUUUAUACAACAAACUGAAUGAAAUUGUGGGACUGCUUGCAGAACUGCUUAAUAUUCAGGUCCUCACAGAUACAGCUGUAUUGCAUGCAUCAUCAUUGGGUGUGGCACCAUUCUUUGUGGAGAAUGUCAGUGAGCUUCAGCUAUCGGCUCUGAAGCUAGUGACAACAAUUUUUACCAAGUAUGAAAAACACCGGAGACUGUUGCUUGAUGACAUUUUGGCAUCAAUUGCUAGGCUACCAAGCAGUAAACGGAGCUUAAGGACAUAUCGACUCAAUUCAGAGGAACACAUACAGAUGUUGACUGCUUUAGUUCUGCAACUAAUUCAGUGUGUGGUAGUGCUUCCAGAACGUCUCCAGCAACCUGAAAAGAAAGAUAAAUUCAAAGAGGAAAAGAAAGAUGAAAAGAAAGACAAAGAAAAAGAGAAGGAGAAAGACAAGGAUCCAAAGGAAAAUGAGGAGGAAAACAAGGAGAAAAUAGUGAAUAUGGAUCGUGAUGUUCUCAUUGUGAGUAAAUAUGAAACUGCCAUGAGGACUGCAGCAAAUUUCCUUACUGUCUUCCUUAACAAAUGUGGAAAUAAAAGUGAAGAAAUUGACUACAGACCAUUGUUUGAAAAUUUUGUCCAGGAUCUGCUUACAACAGUCAACAAACCUGAGUGGCCAGCGACUGAGCUCCUUCUCAGCUUGUUAGGGAAACUACUUGUCACAAAUUUCAGCAAUAAAGGCAUAGAUAUGUCUCUCAGAGUUGCAUCAUUGGAUUAUCUUGGAGUGGUUGCAGCAAGGCUUAGAAAGGAUGCUGUAAUCUCACAGCUGAAAUUAAAUACAAUAGACCAGAUAAUUCAAGAGAUUAAAGCUGAAGAACAGAGAGAAAAUGAGGAUAAUUGCUCAGGAGAUAAGAAAAUCAAAACAGAAAAGAAUGGAACAGAGUUAGAUCCGGAGGAGGAAAGAACGCAGUUCCUGCAACGUGUUUUGCUUGACUAUUUGGCAGUUAAUGGCCAGAAUGACCAGGCACUGACAUAUGCAAGACACUUCUACUUAGCUCAGUGGUACAGAGAUGCUACUGCAGAAAAGAGUCGUCCAUCCACAGGAGCAAAAUUGUCUCCAAAUAAAAUGCUUACAAAAAAGAAGAAAACCAGGAAAAAAAGAAAAGGAGAAAGUAGUGAAGAAGACAGUCCAAGCAGCUCUGAUAUAGAAGAUGCAGAAGAUUCCAAAGUGGAUAAUGAAAGCAGUGAAAAGAAAGCACAGUUGUACAGAGUAAUUGAACUAAGAAAGCAGUUUCUCAUCAGCAAAAUAAGACCAUUUGAGGACAAUGUUGGUGUUGGAAAAAGAACUCAGGUUCUACAAACUUACAUUGACUAUGAAAGUGCAGAGCUCAUUUCUAGGUAUUUAGCAUCAAAGAGACCAUUUUCUCAAAGUUUUGAUGCCUAUCUCAAACAUAUUUUGUGUGUUCUCACAGAGAGUUCAAUAGCAAUUCGAACUAAAGCAAUGAAGUGUCUCACAAUGGUUGUAGAGGCUGAUCCAGCAGUUCUGGCUAGAAUGGAUAUGCAGUGUGGGGUUAGCCAUUCCUUCCUUGACCAUUCCACAUCUGUUAGAGAAGCUGCUGUAGAUCUAGUUGGAAAAUUUGUUUUGAGUCGGCCUGACCUUAUUGACAAAUAUUAUGACAUGCUUUCAGCAAGGAUAUUGGACACUGGAGUAAGUGUGAGAAAGCGAGUCAUAAAAAUUCUUAAAGAUAUUUGUAUGGAGUGUCCAGAUUUUCCAAAGAUACCAGAAAUCUGUGUUAAAAUGAUACGUAGGGUAAAUGAUGAAGAGGGUAUUAGAAAGCUUGUUAUGGAAGUGUUCCAAAACAUGUGGUUCACACCAGUUCGUGAGCGACCUUCAUUAGAUACUACAGCACUUUUGAGGAAAGUGAUGAAUAUUACUGAUGUUGUUGCUGCUUCACGAGAUAUGGGUCUGGAGUGGUUUGAACAACUUUUACUUAGUCUUUUUAAGCCAAAGGAGGACAAAGAUGACUCGACAAAGCCUCAUUCAGAACCUCCAAAGGCUUUGCUGACUGCCUGUAAACAGAUUGUAGAUUGUCUAAUUGAAAAUGUGUUAAGACUUGAAGAGACAAGUUUUGCUCCUGACAAUGAAGGUCGUGGUUCAUCUCAGCGGCUUGUUGCUUGCCUCACUACACUAUACCUCUUUGCAAAAAUACGCCCACAGCUUUUGAUAGAUCAUGCAACAACAUUGCAGCCUUAUCUCAGCGUUAAGUGCCAGACACAGGGAGACUAUCAGAUAAUAAGCAGUGUGGCUCGCACAUUAGAGUUAGUGGUUCCACUUAUAGAACAUCCGAGUGAAACAUUCCUUGCUCAGCUGGAAGAAGAUUCUGUAAAGCUUAUACUUCAACAUGACCGUGCUGUUGUUCAAUCAUGCUUGUCAUGUUUAGGUUCUGUUGUAAAUAAUGUCACCAGGAAUUUCAAACUGAUUCGUGACUGCUUCAAUAAAUAUUAUGGUCACCUUAAGGACUUCCAGCAGUAUUGUUUGCAUGAUCCUUCCAAUCCAUUACUUGUGAGAUGCCGUCCAUUUUUUCGAAGAGCUUUGUUCACAGUUGGACUACUGCUUAGGCAUUUUGAUUUUACAGAUAAAGAUGUUAUUCAAGGUUUGCCUGUAAAUGUUAAGGAUCAAGUGUUCGAGACACUGAUGUUCUUUGUAAAGCAACCGAAUGAAGAUAUUCAGAACUAUACUCUAAAAGCCAUUGGUUCAUUAUGUAUCCGUCACUAUGAAUUCAUGCUUGGUCCAGAACUGAAGGCUAUGUAUCAUCGCCUGUUGACUACAGAUGACUCACCACUAUUAAUGAGAACACAGGUUCUUAAUAACAUAGAAAUGUACUUGCAAGAAGAGGAAAGUCGAAUGAUAAAACAGGACCAAGAAUGGGCCAAGAUGUCAAAGCAAGAAAAUCUGAAGGAAAUGGGAGAUGUUUCAUCAGGGAUGGCAAGUACUGUGAUACAGUUGUACCUGAAAGAAAUCCUAGAAUCUUUUUUGCAUCCAGAUAUUGGUGUUCGCCAUGCUGCACUUAAGGUUAUCCAGUUGAUUCUUCAGCAGGGUCUUGUCCACCCUGUGCAGAUAGUACCUUAUUUGAUUUGCAUGAGCACAGAUGUGGAGAAAGUUGUUAGUCAUAGUGCUGACAAACAACUACAAGAUAUAGAAAAAAAGUAUCCUGGGUUUAUUCAUAUGAAAGCGCAGCUAGGAAUUCGCUUGUCAUACAAACUGCAAAAAAUUCUUCAAAAUAACAGUAUGGGUAUAGUAAGAGGCUUUCGUGCACGUGAAGGAGAAUAUCCCGGUGCUCUCAAUGGUUUUUUGUAUUCCAUAUUGCGAGGAACAAAGCAGCAGCGCAGAGCUCUUGUACUUUCUAUUCUGAAGCAGUUUGAUGAGCAGGUGAAAACAAGUCUUUCACAAAUGCUAUAUCUAUCUGACAAUUUGGCAUACUUUCCUUACCAAGUCCAAGAUGAGCCACUAUUCAUCAUUCAUCAUAUUGAUAUAAUGAUCUCUGUGUCGGGAACGAACCUUCUGCAGUCAUUCCGUGAGGCUCUCCUGCCAAAUAAUAAUGAACCUCAGGCCACAAAAGUGAACCCAGAAACAGGAAAUGCAGUUCCUGUUUACUAUGAAGAGGAGGAUGAUGAUGAAGAUGAAGACACACUUCUUAGUAGAGUUCCAGAGGAUACUACAGUUUUACAAGAGUGUGUAACUGCAUCUCAAGGUUGCCUGCUGCUGCUUGUUUUAAAACAGCACCUCAAAGACCUGUAUGGAAUCAGUGAUGCGAAAAUAACACAAUAUUCUCCAUCAGAGUCUGCAAAAGUAUAUGAAAAAACUGUCAAUCGCCGAACAGCGUCACAUUUUGAUCCUAAAAAUACACUUCAAAAAUUAAGACAAGGUUCACCACCACCAGUUCUUGAUGAAACAGCAAGAAGAGCUCUUAUUGAGCAGUACUUGGAUUUCAAGCAGAUGAUGUUGAAAUUCGAUCCUGAAGAUCCUGAUGAUGAUGAUGACCGUGUAACAACUUCAAAAUCAUCUUCAAAACCAGCAGAAGAUGCCAAAGAAAACAACGAAGAAAAUCGAACUGACCGUACGACACAACAGACUGAAACAGCACAGUCAGAAGUAAAGGAAACUCCACAGAGGGUACCAAAGUUAACCAUUGUACCUCCUAAACCACCAGAAUCUCGGCCACAUCGUGCUCACAAAGCACACAAAACAGAACGGCAUAAAAAACACAGGCACAAAAAGAAGAGACGGAAGAUUGCUGAUGAGGAUAGUGAUAAUGAAUACAGUGAUCCUGAUUUUCUUGUGUAAAAAAUAAAAAAAAAAUAAAAAAAAUUGUUGUGUACAGUGAUGACAGUUUUUUCUGAUAAUGUGUACGAGAUGUGUUAUCACAUCUGAACUUUUGCAAAACUUUUGAAGUGCAAUGAACGGACUGUUUCACUAAUUUAUUAUCAAGCACAAAUUCAUUUGAGGUAUCUUGGAAAGUGAAAAGUUAAUUUAUUUAAAAACUGGAAAUGUGUUUCUUUAAAAAAAAAAGGACUACAUAAAUAUCAGAGUAUGUUUUAUUAUUUUUUACUGAAAUUUUAUUUGACUUACCUUUUUCAAACAUGUGCACUACUAAAGACUGCACAGCAGCCGACUAUUCCAGAUGGUACAAAAAUCAUUGUGUUAAGCAAUAUGGUAGAUGAAAUGAAGAGUCAAAUUGUGGCUGUUGCUAUAUUCUGCAACAGCUGCCCUUAUAUUUUUAAUCAUGGGACCCUUCUUUCUAGGAAAGAAAGACCCUAUUUCAAAAGUAAGGUGUGUAUGUGAAAGUGUGUUCAUGUAUGCACGAGCAAGUGUACAUAUGCGUGCAUACAUGUAUAUGUGUGUAGUGUGUAUAUGUCUGUGUGUGUAUAUGGAUGUGUGGUGUGUAAAUAUAAAUAUAUAUAUAUAAAAGUAUAUAUAUAUAUAUUUAAAUCUAUAAAAGUGUAAAUUCUUCUACAAAAGCCAACUAUGGCUGUAAGUUUGUAAAGUAGCCAGGAAGUUUUUUUUUUUUUUAAUUACCUGGCAUAAAUUCUAUCAGAGCUUUCAUAGUGUGAUGUAUUUCUUUUUUCCCCACUUUUUGUUUUUUUUUAAAUCAUUGCUUGUAUUAUUUUUACUUGCGGUCAGUCGCUACUGGGUAAAUCCGUAUAUGUACAGUUCUAUAAUUUGAGAUGGAAAUGUUUUGUUGUCUGAUAUGAACAUGUACUAUCAAUAAUAUUCAUUUUGAAAAGUAUUAGCUAGUGAUUUUGAAACAAAAAUUUCAUGAAUUUAAUUUAUUAUUGAUAUUAGUUUCUUCCUUAGAAUGGCAUAAUAAAAUGAAUAGAACUCAUAUAUAUGCCCCCUUGUUAAUUUUUUUUAUUAUUAUUUUACUUGAAUGGGUUUGGCGUGUAGCACAGGCCUUAACCCGUUAUCCUAAACCUCUCAGUUCUUGGCGGCAAAGAUCAAAGACCAAGGUAAAUUCAUGUUUAGGCUGUUAAGAGAAUGUAAACCAAUUUGCCAGUAUGAUAUUACAGGACAAUUGUGGAUACUUAAUAUCAAGUUUUCCAUAAUACUUGCGUGCAGUUUUUAAACAUUUGAUUACCAUUUCAGAAUACUAUUUUUUGACAGGUGUGGUGUUACUGAACAUUCAAGAGACAAAGUCAAUGUGAAUUUAUGUAUUUUUAGAAAUUUUAAUUUACACACAUGCAGCCUAUGAAUAGCUGUUAUGGAAACAUCAGGCUUUUUGAUGAGGCAAAUUGCAGUUACUCAUUUACUGUACACACAGCAAAAUUUGGAGCCUCUGCCUUGUUUAGUUUACAAGUUUUAUAAGUUUGAGGACUUGAUACAUCAUAUUUUACUAGCAGGCAGGCCCUUUGUUUUCAUAGAGAACCUCAUAAUAUUUUUGUUACCUCCUUCAGAUGGUAUGAUCGUGUUUGUUAUUUCAGUAUGUUGUUCAUAUUAUAGUUAACAAAUUAUAGUUUUUAAUAUGCUGGUCACCCAUACUUUUCAUGUCACUGUUAUUGACUAAAAUGUUAAUUUCAACAACAGUGAUUCAUUAUUGUAUUUUACUGAUUAAAUCUUUUCAGUGAAGGUGUGUAGUGUUGGUCAUGCAGAAGCCAGAGAGUAAAAGAGUUUAUUGUGUUUUGAAGCUUAAAUAAACCAUAUUCUACACAAUAAAACAUUUGAUCAGUUGAUGACCUCAUAUGGACUACAUUUCAAGAAUGUAUUCAUUUUUAAUAAAAUGUGAGAUUUAUUAUAGUA